Monascus purpureus is the source of this 1494-nucleotide messenger RNA. Lineage: Eukaryota; Fungi; Ascomycota; Eurotiomycetes; Eurotiales; Aspergillaceae. The record is from the annotation of a GenBank genome assembly.
AUGGCAUUGGCUUCCGCAGUGAAGUGCAUUUCUGAUGUGGGCGUGACCUUUCGCAAUGUCUCGCUGGCCAUCCUUCUGUGCUUCAUUGCCCCCCGCAUAUGGAAGAUUCUUGUCAACUCAACCGCAGUCCUUAACCGGAUCCCCGGCCCUGUUAAACACAAGCUGUCCGAAUGGCCGCUGGUGAUCGCCAUCACAAAAGGCAAAAGCCAUGUCACCAUGCAAGACCUGCACCGCCAGUACGGCCCGAUUGUCGUGCUGGCCCCUGGAAUGAUUGGAGUCUCCGACCCGGAAGCAAUUCGCCGCAUUCUUGUCACCGAGGACUGGCCGAAGUCCCACGCGAUCUACGCGAACUUUCGACAAGACCCUGAGCGCCCGACACUCCUGGCAUUCACGGAUAAAAAGGCCUACUCGCGGCGCAAGAGAUUGGUGUCGUCCAGCUUCGGCAUUCGAUAUAUCAGAGGAAUGGAGCCGAUCAUGAGAGAAUGUGUGGCCGUGGCCAUCGAUCAAGUCUCGGCCGCCUGUGACAACAGCCAAGGUGCAGCAGUGAUUGACGUGCACCGCCUCAUCCGCGCGUUGGCAGUCGACAUAAUCGGAGCCACGGUGUUUGGAGAGACGUUCAAUGUCGUCCAGCAGGGGAGCCACCCGCUGCCUUUGAAAAUCGAGCGCAGCUUGGUUCUCUCUGGUAUCUUUCAGUUCCUUCCGUGGCUGAAGGGACUUCCCUGGUUUCCCACGCGCGACCCGUACAUUGAUCAGUUCACCCUGGGGAUUGUCAAUCGAAGACGGACUACCAUGACGGAUGAUCCUCGGCAAGACCUUCUGCAGAAGCUUGUUGAGGCUGUCGAUGACCGGCCUGGCUCUCUAUUCCGCACGUCGGAUCUGCAAGACGAGGCCGUUGUCUUGUUGACCGCAGGCAGCGAAACCACUGCCAAUGCGGAAAUAUUCUUGCUGAUGUUGCUGGCCAAAAACCCCGAAAAACUGGAAAAGUUGCACGCCGAAAUCGACAGAUGCUAUCCGGAUGCCAGGCAAGAAACUACAGCAGAAUCGUCCCCGGAGAUGCCAUAUCUACAGGCAUGCAUCGAUGAGACUAUGCGACUAUACGCGGCUAUGGCAAGCGGCAGUCCACGAGAGACUGUCGAGGAUACAGAGAUACUGGGAUACCAAGUUCCCCGGGGGACUACAGUGUUCCCAACGACAGCCACGCUCCAUUUGGAUCCCUCCGUAUGGACUGCGCCAGAAGAGUUUAUUCCCGAGCGUUGGAUCGAGUCGAGCCCCGAUGGUCCAAAACAGCCACGUGUGCCGUUCUAUCCAUUCUCCGCAGGAAGUCGGGUCUGCAUUGGAAAGCACUUUGCCUUGCAGGAAAUCUUCCUGUCCAUCGUGACCUUGCUCAGAAAGUUCACAUUGGAGUAUGUCCCGGGACAGGACGAAUCGACUGUCUUCAGGGUGGCGUUGCAGCUCCAGGCUGGAAAGUACAUGAUGAAGGUUCGGCGUCGAUAG